AUAACUGACUCUAACGUAUUAGUAAAUGAUUUGUUAACAUUAAUAAAGCCCUUACAGCUACAACUUGUAAACCCUUAUAAAUUCUGACUUAUUUGGUCUUGUGGCUACAAUCGCCUCCACUGAUUCAGCGAAUAAACAAACAAGGCUUUCCUAAGGUAGGCUACAAACUUUGCCCCUGGUGUGGCGCCUUAUCUGUGAGCCGUGAGUUACAGCCAGCAUAGAGGUAAUGGCUUAUCUGUUAAACUCCGGGCAACGCACUAACCAAACACUGACUCAAGAGAGUCCUUUAAAGUGGAAUAUAUGACCAUCCCACUUGAGUUGACUGUCUUUAUCUCUCCACGCCGCCAUGGGCCAGCGAGGAUCUAAGCAACCGGAGGCCCGAGUUCUCCUUCUGGGUCUGGACAACGCUGGGAAAUCGACGCUCCUGUACAAACUGAAACACAACGCGCGUGUCAGCACAGUUCCUACAAUCGGUUUCAACGUGGAAAUGCUGGAGGCGAGAAAGAACAAGAAGAACAUCGCCUUAACCUUGUGGGAUAUCGGUGGACAGGGAAAAAUGCGGCAACACUGGAAUAGUUUCCACCAGGACACAGCGGCCAUCGUGUUCGUUGUGGACAGUUCUGACCGGCAGCGUCUGGAGGAGGCGCGCCGGGAGCUGGAAAACACGCUGAGGAGCGAUCAGCUGCGGGGCCGUCCGCUCAUUCUUCUCGCCAACAAACAGGACGUCAACGACGCACUGACUGGCACUGAAAUCAAGGACCAGUUUAACCUGAAAAAAACUUGCUCGGAUCGGGACUGGUUUGUUCAGCCUUGUUCGGCAUCGACGGGCGUUGGAGUUCAAGAAGCCUUCAGACAAGUUGUCCAAAUGGUGAAACUCACAUCAGACUCCGAGGCGAUGAAAGACAGCAUCAAGGAAACAGUGCACUACUUCAAAGCCAGCAUGAGACAUUAGUUUUAGUUGGGAAUGUUUCAAAUUAUUUUUAAAAAAAAGUUUGUUAUAAAUCUAAAUCAUAUGAAAAGUUGGUUGAGUCUUUUAAUUCCUUUUACGCACAAUGACUUCUGUGCUCAUACAUCCCCACUGAAACUGCUCAAUCUAGCAAGCUAAUGCAGAGUGAGUGAAAAAAAUAUAGGUACUAUUAAAUGGUUACCAAGAAA
Thunnus maccoyii (southern bluefin tuna) is the source of this 1155-nucleotide messenger RNA. Its product is annotated as ADP-ribosylation factor-like protein 14. The transcript has a single exon. Gene Ontology annotation, cellular component: cytoplasm. Gene Ontology annotation, molecular function: GTP binding; GTPase activity. Bases 347 to 952 code for a protein of 201 amino acids. Gene Ontology annotation, biological process: intracellular protein transport; vesicle-mediated transport. NCBI's taxonomy places the organism in Eukaryota, Metazoa, Chordata, Actinopteri, Scombriformes, Scombridae. The record is from RefSeq and is a predicted model, not a curated record.